Messenger RNA from Miscanthus lutarioriparius, 2220 nucleotides. The record is from the annotation of a GenBank genome assembly. NCBI's taxonomy places the organism in Eukaryota, Viridiplantae, Streptophyta, Magnoliopsida, Poales, Poaceae.
AUGGAAAUAUGGAACCAUUCUAUCUCAGGUAUCCCAAUUAGCCCGGGCAAAUUACCCGCUAUCCAAUACUCGAACCUGUACUCGAACUACCCAAUUUCAAUUUUGGAUAGUGAUUCUAGAUACCCGAAAUUAGUUCGAAAAAUUCAGAAACAUUUGGAGAACCAUACCCAACAAAAUAAGCACUGGUAUUUCAUCCUUUGUCUCGAUAUUCCAAUAAUGUGGAAACUCAAUCCCUUUGGGGGCAAAGCACAGAGUGGGCUGGAUGGUCGCACUAUUGAUGUCGGAAGUGUGAAGAUCACAGUACGAAAUGCCAUUGCACAAGGAGGUUUCUCUUGUGUAUAUUUGGCAUGCGACACAGUACAUCCAUCAAAGAUGUAUGCAUUGAAGCACAUUAUUUGCAAUGACUCAGAAUCGCUUGAUCUUGUCAUGAAGGAGAUCCAGGUUAUGAACCUCCUCAAAGGGCAUCCAAAUGUGGUCACACUUGUUGCCCAUGAUGUUUUAGACAUGGGCCGCACAAAGGAGGCACUUCUUGUAAUGGAGUUCUGUGAGAAGUCCUUGGUGAGUGCAAUGGAGAGCAGAGGUAGUGGUUACUAUGAGGAGAAGAAGGUGCUUUUAAUUUUCAGAGAUGUCUGCAAUGCUGUCUUUGCCAUGCAUGGACAAUCACCGCCAAUUGCACAUAGGGAUCUGAAAGCUGAAAAUGUUCUUCUUGGAUUGGACGGUGCAUGGAAAAUAUGUGAUUUUGGAAGCACAUCAACUAAUCAUAAAUGCUUUAACAAACCAGAGGAGAUGGGCAUUGAGGAAGAUGUCAUCAGGAAGCAUACAACCCCAGCCUACAGGGCCCCAGAGAUGUGGGAUCUCUACAGAAGAGAAGUUAUUAGCGAAAAAGUUGACAUUUGGGCCUUGGGGUGCCUUCUAUAUAGAAUAUGCUACUUCAAGUCUGCAUUUGACGGAGAAUCCAAGCUGCAGGUACUCAAUGGCAAUUACCGUAUCCCUGAGCAACCCAAGUAUAGCACUGCUGUCACAGGGUUGAUCAAAGAUAUGCUGGAAGCCUCUCCAAAUGCCAGACCAGACAUCACGCAGGUUUGGUUUUGUGUUAAUGAGCUACUGCCGCUUGAGUUACAGAAGAGGUUACCUGAUGGACCUUCACCAGCCGUUUCCUUGAGUUUGCAAGAUGAAGGUGCUCAUAAAAGAACACCUGUGAUGCCUAGAAGGAACCCUCCUCCACCUCCAAGAGAGCAAUCUAAUAGUUCUUUAUCACAUGGAAGCUCAAAGGCAGGAGAUGCACCUUUAGGUGCAUUUUGGGCGACGCAGCACGCACAAGGUGCUCAAGCUGCAGAUAAUAGGAACCCUUUGUUUGACGAGGAGCCAAUUAAGACAUCACUGUCAUCAAAGCAGAACCAAAGCUGGGUGGACACCAACAUCAGUAUCCCUGGCGAUAGGCAUGGUCAUUCUGGUCAGAUGUCACGAACAAGUAAAGCACAAAGUAACUCCUUGUCCAAUAAUGGUUUCAGAGGUCUCUCUGACACGGAGAUACAAAAUCCUGGGAAAAUUAAAGCACAACAACCUCAACCCAAGCCAAAAUGCGAGAAGGAUCCAUUCAACAGCUUUGUUGCAGAUUUUGACACUCACAAUCUCAACAUUGCCGUUGGUAAGGCAUCCGAACUUGAACUUGAAGUGUCCAGUCUGAAGGAGCAGUUGAAGAAAACCACAUUAGAAAAGGCUGAGAUGACAGCCAAGUAUGAAAAGUUAUCUGCAAUCUGUCGAUCACAGCGUCAGGAGAUCCAAGAGCUGAAGCGCACUCUUGCUGAGGCAACGCCUCCCUCAAACAAAGUCAGCUCAAGGACACAAGACUCUGGAUCUCAGCGAAAGGAAAAGAUCCAAGGAACUGUGUGGGAGCUUGAACAAGGGAUGCUUGCUAGCAACUCCUCAUCAGCCAGUUCUGAUGCCAAAACAUGGCAGGCUUUCCCUGACACAAAGAUUCAGGCCCGACCAAAGGUCGAUCAUGCAACUAAUGGGAGCCAAAACAUAACCAAGAACACAACAUCAGGUGCUUCCCCUGAUGCGUGGGGUUUUGGUUCUGAUAAUUUCAGAACAUCAGCAGCAGCAGUAAGCGCUGCUACACAGAUCAACAGGGCCGCUGCCCAAGGGAGCUCAUCCCAAAGAUUUAAUGCUGGUGUGGCCAAGAAGGUAGAGCAGCCAUCUGGAUGGGCUGGUUUUUAA